AUGCCCGUGAACACAGUCUUGGCCCCCCCUGGUGGACCUCACAAUGGCCAGCCAUCGCCUCCUGGUAACAUGCGUACGCCGGUGCCGCGGUAUCCUCCGGGACAAGGAAACGCGGUAGGGCCGCAGCAAGUUGAGCAACACUAUGGGGUGAGCAACGCGUUCCCCGCUAAAGGUCCUCCUAAAAACCAGAAUCUGACCGGAAGUGCGAGCGCCAGCGCGGGGAGUGGUGAUAGUGGAGCCAGUGCAAAUAUUGAUUCCGAACCCUCGUCUCACAGCAGUCAGGUCAGCCUCGGCGGCCAGGGGGUCGCGGCGCCCGUUCGCUAA
Messenger RNA from Penicillium mononematosum, 324 nucleotides. RefSeq lists its product as uncharacterized. The transcript has a single exon. The record is from RefSeq and is a predicted model, not a curated record. NCBI's taxonomy places the organism in Eukaryota, Fungi, Ascomycota, Eurotiomycetes, Eurotiales, Aspergillaceae. The coding region runs from base 1 to 324 and encodes 107 amino acids.